Molecule: messenger RNA, 2187 nt
Organism: Osmerus eperlanus (European smelt)
Lineage: Eukaryota; Metazoa; Chordata; Actinopteri; Osmeriformes; Osmeridae
Gene: igsf21a
Product: immunoglobin superfamily, member 21a
Exons: 10
Coding region: 282-1790 (502 amino acids)
Biological process (GO): heterophilic cell-cell adhesion; homophilic cell-cell adhesion
Cellular component (GO): adherens junction
Source: RefSeq, a predicted model, not a curated record
GAGAGAGAGAGAGAGAGAGAGGGAAUGAGCAUUGACUGAGGAGCAUAGCUUUUCAUCCAAACCUAUCCGUUUUUUGUCCUCGACUGCACUGCUAAGCAUUGACUAAAUUCUGAAGCAGGGAAAUAUAUUUUUUCGCAGUUUAGGAAGCGUUUCUCAGUAAAAUAAAUCGUCUUCGUUAACCUUAAUGAAGUGUAUUUAUUGUAAACUUCUUGUAUUUCCCACUUCGGCUUGAACUGCACCAUGAAUAGUUCCUGGGCACCUCUCUAUCUAAUACCGUUGGAAUGGUCGGGAUUACGCAGCCGAAAAACGGAGAGCAUGUAAACGCUGAUGGAGUUUGGGAUUUAUUGCGAAAUAAGGGAAAGAUGACCGUCUUCUCUUUGUGCUUGCUCUUGUGCGCAGAUCUGCUGGAUUUAGCCGUUGGAUAUUUGACAGUUACCAUAGAUCCUCUGCCGCCUGUGGUUGUGGGAGAGACUGUUACUCUGAAGUGCAACUUCAAGACUGAUGGAAGACUUCGAGAGAUUGUUUGGUAUAGGGUCACUGACGGGGGCACCAUUAAACAGAAGAUCUUCACCUAUGAUGCCAUGUUCAACACCAAUUACUCUCACAUGGAGGACUACCGCAAGCGAGAAGACCUGGUCUACCAGUCCACGGUCCGGCUUCCAGAGGUGCGGAUCUCAGACAACGGGCCCUAUGAGUGCCACGUGGGCAUCUACGACAGGGCCACCAGGGAGAAGGUGGUCCUGGCAUCUGGAAACGUCUUUCUCACCGUUAUGUCGCCCCCAAAUAACAUCUCGGUGAUGGCAGAGAACACCCCCGCUCCGUUCAGCCGGUACCAGGCCCAGAACUUCACGCUGGUCUGCACCGCAAGAGGAGGGAAGCCCGCCCCGUCGGUGUACUUCAAGCGUGAUGGGGAGUUGAUAGAGGUAAUCUCCUACAUCCACCCCUCGGCUUUGGAGGAGGGGGCGGGCGGGGGCUCGGCGGGGGUGCGUGGGGCCCGCCCCCUCAUCAGCCGAGACCUGGACGACACCAAACUCCAGAGGUCCCUCUCCCUGCUGGACCCCGAGGGCCGACCCACGCGCCUCUUCACCGAGACCCCGGCCCGGGGCAGCCACACCCAGGGCCAGCAGGCACCCGAGCCCAGCCCCGCCACGGAGGUCAUCCCGGAGACGGUGGUGAGCCGCGAGUUCCCCCGCUGGGUUCAGAGCACCGACCCUCUGUACUACUUCAGCCACACCCACAUCCCCCAGAGUGACGGGUCCGUCCUGGUCCAGGCCAGGCUCACGUGGACCCUCAACCCCCAGCUGGACAACGACGCCCUGUUCAGCUGCGAGGUCAAGCACCCGGCUCUGUCCAUGCCCAUGCAGACUGAGGUCACUCUGGCGGCCCCUAAGGGCCCCAAGCUCCUGAUGACUCCCACCAGGGCAAAGGUAGGGGACACGGUGCGCAUCACCGUCCAAGGCUUCCAGGUAGGAUCCCCAGGGAACGAGGUGUUCCCCGAGCCGCUCUUCACCUGGACGCGUGUGGGGGGGCGGCUGCUGGACGGGAGCAUGGAGAAGGACGGCAAGGAGCUGAUCCUGGAGCGCGUGCCGGCCGAGCUCAACGGCUCCAUGUACCGCUGCACGGCCCAAAACCCCCUGGGCUCCACCGACACGCACACGCGCCUCAUCGUCUUUGAAAACCCAGCCAUGAUGAAGAACACUCAGAAUCCAACCAAUGGGGGCUCAUCUCCACACGUGAUCAGACUAACAUGGAUGCUGCUGGUCCUCACAGUGACUGCCGGACUGACGUGAACUCCCUUCCGACACACACACACACACACGUGUGUAUACACAGGAGCACAUGUACAUCUCAACAUAUUUCCUGUCUACUUACAGUCAAUACACAUACACGAACACACCCCAAACACACACACACAGAAACAAGCCACAAACACACAUGUACGAGCACACACUCACCACAAUCCUGCAAGCCUUUUCCAGUCAUCCGACAGACCCUAGAUGCGUCCGUUUAUCAGGAAACAGUGUCGCCAACAGGGGGCGCUCCACCCUGGUUUUUUGUAAUGAAAUGAUAACCAAUAUUAUGAUAUCAAAAGAAUAACAACCGUGAAAAAAAAGAACAAAAAAAAACACCUUCAGUAUAUCCUCGCCCAAGCCACACCCUUUUUUUGGUUUCCUGUCCCAAGUCUGC